AUGCGGUAUUCGCCGAUCCUCGUCUUUGCCGCGGUCCUGCUGGCCCCCGUCUCUGCCGCGGCGUCGUCGUACAGCGCGGUAAAGGCCGUCCGUCUCAGCGUCGACGGGCGUACCGACAACCCCCUGGGCCUCGGAAACACGCGUCCUGUCCUUGGCUGGCAGAUGAUGCAGGCCCGCGACUGCGCCGAGCCCCUGUGCCCGGCGGACCGGCAGACAGCCUACAGAAUCCAGGCCGCUGCCACCGUCGCGGACCUGCAGACGGGCAGGCUGGUUUGGGACAGUGGAAAGGUGGGCAGUGACUUGCAACAGGUGCCCUUUGGGAUUGAACUCGGCUCCCGCGACACUGUCGUCUGGCGAGUGCGAGUCUGGGACGCCCGCAGCGAACCCUCGGACUGGUCGACGUCUUCGUCAUGGACCAUGGGCCUGCUUGACCAAGCCGACUGGGGCGACGCGCGUUGGAUCGACUAUCCCGGCCGCACUGAGAACCAGCCAUUGCCGCUCUUAGCCCGCCAGUUCAACAUCCCCAGGGGCAAGAAGGUCGUCGAUGCUCGCCUCUACCUGUCUGGAGUCGGGAUGCACCACGCCACUGUGAACGGAGAGGAGAUAACUGACGAGGUCCUCACUCCGGGCUACUCGAACUACCAGCUCUCCAGCGAAUACCGCACAUACGAUGUCAAGAAGGCGCUUCGCUCCGGCGCCAAUGCCAUCGGCGUCAGCCUCGGAUACGGCCCGGCCUACGUACGCCGGAGCGUCAAGAACGCUGCCGUCGGCCGCAACUCGCCCUACGCGUGGUGGGAGAGCCAGCUCAAGGGCAAUGGCACCCUCGUCGCCGACACGCCGGCCGGCAGCACGACGGUGCAGCUCAGUAAUACUACUGGGUACCAUGUAGGCGGCACCAUCAACAUCGACACGGGUGGAGGCGGUGAUAAGCUCGAAUCACGCAAGAUCACCGCCAUUGGCACCACCACCAUCACCUUUACACCUGGACUCAAACUAGCACACGCAGCCAAGGCCCAGGUCACCGGCUCAGGUAACAACAUAGCCGCCAGCGACGCAUCAGCCGGUGCCGCCGUCACUCCUCGCCUCAUCGGCCGUCUCGAGGUCAUCUACAUCGACGGCAGUGCAACGACCAUCGUCACCGACCGCUCCUGGCGCACCAGGCUCGGCCCGCUGGUCACCAACGGGUGGUACUCCGGCUCCGACUACGACGCCCGCCGUGAACAAGCCGGCUGGGACGGCCCUAACGCUGAUCUCAGCUCGCAUCUUGGCUGGGUCGCAGCCGGCCUUGCGCCGCCGCCCAACCUCGCUACGAAGCUGGUCGCCCGCGCCGCCGAGCCCGUCAAGAUCCAGGAGCGCUUCACGCCGGUGUCGGUCACGAACCCGGCCCCCGGGACUUGGGUGUUCGACUUUGGCCAGAACAUAGCCGGUUGGCCGCUCCUCAAACUCCCCAAGCUGCCGGCCGGCAUCACCGUCAGGAUGGCACCCGCCGAGUCCCUCGCAGCCAACGGCACCGUUGACCAAACGUCGCUGGGUGCGUCGCAGGGUGCUGGAUCUCGCGGCACCGACAUAUUCAACACCUACACCACUGCGGGCCGUGCCGGAGGUGAAACCUGGCACCCGGAGUUCAACUACUUCGGCAUGCAGUGGGUCCAGGUCUCCGGGCUUCCGGACGGCUUCCGGCCCCGCCGGGAUCUGGUCACCGGGCUACGCCUACAAGCAGACGUGCCAGUCGCCGGCACCUUUACCUCGUCGGACGCUCGCCUCAACCGCAUCCAUAAGAUGGUGCGGUACUCAUUUGCGGCCAACAUCAUGUCCGUCUUCACCGACUGUCCGGGCCGCGAGAAGCUCUCGUAUCCGGCCGACUACACCAUGCCCAUGGGCGCCAUCUCCCGCAACUUCCACCUCUCUGCCUUUAUGCGCACCACCAUCCGGCACUUGGCCGAGGGCCAGUCCAUCGCGGAUACGUCCAUGGCCGGCAACGUCGCGCUCAAGACGCCCGUCUACGAUUGGGGAUACAGCGGCCGCUUCGGCGACGAGAUCAACUGGGGCGAUGCCAUCGUGCUCGUGCCCUCCCUGCUGCACGACCUGUACGGCGAUACGACCGUCAUGGCGGCCUACUACGACCGGAUGACGGCUUUCGUCGACUACAUCCAGCGCGAGAAGGUCCAAGGGCACAUCGUCGACGCAGCCCUCGCUGACUGGGUCGAGGACGACAGCCAGACCUCGGGCCGCAUCACCGGCACCUGGGGCUACUAUCUCACCAUCAGAGCCAUGGCCCGCAUGGCCAACAUCACCGGGCACACAGACGACGCCGACCGCUACACGAUCCUGGCCGGCGAGAUCCGCGACGCCUUCAACGACGCCUUCUACAGCGACGCCAGGGGCCUCUACACCAACACCGGCAACAACGGCACCAGCAACGCUACCCAGGCCGCCCAGGCUUUGGCUCUGGAUGCAGGGCUCGUGCCUGAUCAGCGCCACAAGCAAAUCCUUGAUGCCCUGGUCAAGCUCGCAUACGACUAUCCUUCGAGCGACGGCCGAGGGCCACAUCUCAGCGGUGGCACUAUCGGCAUGGGCCCCAUCGUGCGAGCACUGUCGGCCGGCGACCGCGACGACGUGCUCUGGGCAGCGCUUCAGCAGAACGAUAGGCCCAGCUACGGCUACUUCAUGGCCCCGACCGAGGCCAACCCGGGCGGUUUCACCACCAUCGGCGAGGAAUGGAGCCGCAGCGCGUCCAAGAACCACAUGAUCCUUGCCCAGAUCGACGAGUGGUUCCACGCCGGCGUCGCGGGCAUUCGCCCAACCGCUCUGAAUAGCAUCAGCUCCACGUGGGAGGAUCGGCUCGUCUUCCAGCCCAAGCUGAUCGGUGACCUCGAGAGCGCCGCGGGGACCUACCAGACCCCGAAGGGCGAGGCCCGCAGCGAGUGGAAGAGGACAGCCAAGGGGGCCUUCACCCUGAGCGUGACGGUCCCGGCCAACACCAAGGCCGAGGUGCGUGUGCCAGCUAAAGGUGCUGUACAAGCCUCCCGUCGUGCCAAGCGUGUUGGCACUGAUAAUGGCUACGCAAUUUACACUGUCCCCUCCGGCACACAUACCUUCAAGGCUACGAUAGUUGCCUAG
This is a messenger RNA of Ilyonectria robusta, 3120 nucleotides long. RefSeq names its product putative alpha-L-rhamnosidase. Gene Ontology annotation, biological process: carbohydrate metabolic process. The coding region runs from base 1 to 3120 and encodes 1039 amino acids. The transcript has a single exon. NCBI's taxonomy places the organism in Eukaryota, Fungi, Ascomycota, Sordariomycetes, Hypocreales, Nectriaceae. The record is from RefSeq and is a predicted model, not a curated record.